Molecule: messenger RNA, 507 nt
Organism: Corticium candelabrum
Lineage: Eukaryota; Metazoa; Porifera; Homoscleromorpha; Homosclerophorida; Plakinidae
Product: U6 snRNA-associated Sm-like protein LSm8
Exons: 4
Coding region: 9-299 (96 amino acids)
Biological process (GO): mRNA splicing, via spliceosome
Cellular component (GO): U6 snRNP; precatalytic spliceosome; U4/U6 x U5 tri-snRNP complex
Molecular function (GO): RNA binding
Source: RefSeq, a predicted model, not a curated record
GAUUAAAUAUGGCUGGCACGCUAGAAUCGUGUGUAAAUCAAACUGUGGCAAUUGUUACUAACGAUGGCAGAAUUAUUGUGGGUUUAUUGAAGGGGUUUGAUCAGACAAUCAAUGUGAUACUUGAAAACAGUCAUGAACGAGUGUAUUCAUCAGCCUCUGGAGUUGAACAGGUCGCUCUAGGUCUCUACAUCAUUCGAGGAGACAACAUAGCUGUGAUUGGUGAGAUAGAUGAAGAAAUGGACAGCACUUUAGACUUGAGUGAAAUCAGAGCAGAACCUUUGAAUGCAAUUGUACACUGAACUGAAAUUCUAGCACUUCGUACUCAUUCACUUUGCACACAUGUUGGACAGAGUGUAUAUACAAAUAGAAAUGACACAUGUUUAGUGUGUACGUCAUUACUCUGUCAAUUUUGUUUAGACUUAGAUUUUUGUGAGUAUGCGUUGUAAGAGGUUACAACCUUACCGGAUGUACGUUUGCAUGUACACACUAAAUAUGGACUGAAAUGAA